Balearica regulorum gibbericeps (East African grey crowned-crane) is the source of this 1324-nucleotide messenger RNA. The record is from RefSeq and is a predicted model, not a curated record. Lineage: Eukaryota; Metazoa; Chordata; Aves; Gruiformes; Gruidae.
UACCCUGGUUGUGAGGAAGGGGAAGCCGGAAGAUGUGAUCAGUGAUCUGAUUACUCAGUUGGGCUCUGUCAGUGCUGUUGCCUUCCAUGAAGAGGCCACGAAGGAGGAGCUGGAUGUGGAGAAGGGGCUGUGCCAGGUGUGUAGUCAGCACGGGGUGAAGAUCCAGACAUUCUGGGCAUCCACGCUGUAUCAUCGGGACGACCUUCCCUUCAGGCCUAUUGCCAGGUUGCCCGAUGUCUACACCCAUUUCCGAAAAGCAGUGGAAUCUGAGGCGAAGGUCCGGCCAACCCUGCUGAUGGCAGAUCGGCUAAAGCCUCUGGCUCCAGGGGUGGAAGAAGGAUGUGUCCCUACAAUGGAGGAUUUGGGACAGAAGGAUCCUGUGACUGAUCCACGAACAGCUUUCCCCUGCAGUGGAGGAGAGACCCAGGCUUUAAUGAGACUGCAGUAUUAUUUUUGGGAGACGAACCUGGUUGCCUCUUACAAGGAAACUCGGAAUGGACUGGUGGGAAUGGAUUACUCAACCAAAUUUGCACCAUGGCUGGCGCUGGGCUGCAUUUCACCUCGAUACAUCUAUGAGCAGAUCCAGAAGUAUGAGAAAGAGAGAACAGCUAAUCAGAGCACAUACUGGGUCGUGUUUGAACUGCUAUGGCGAGAUUACUUUCGAUUUGUGGCCCUGAAGUAUGGCAAAAGGAUUUUCUCAUUAAGAGGGCUUCAAAGUAAUGAGGUCCCCUGGAAAAAGGACCUUCAGCUCUUUGACUGUUGGAAAGAGGGCAAAACAGGGGUUCCUUUUGUUGAUGCCAACAUGCGAGAGCUGGCUGCGACGGGCUUCAUGUCUAACAGAGGACGGCAGAAUGUCGCCAGCUUUCUCACCAAGGACCUGGGUCUGGACUGGAGGAUGGGAGCAGAAUGGUUCGAAUACCUGCUGGUGGAUUACGAUGUUUGUAGCAAUUACGGCAACUGGUUAUACAGCGCUGGUAUUGGCAACGACCCACGGGACAACAGGAAGUUUAACAUGAUUAAACAAGGCCUGGAUUAUGAUGGCAAUGGGGAUUAUGUCCGGCUGUGGGUCCCAGAACUACGGGGCAUAAAGGGAGCAGACAUCCACACCCCUUGGGCACUGACCAGUGCUGCUCUCUCCCAGGCAGGAGUAACUCUAAGCGAGACCUACCCACAGCCAGUUGUGACAGCCCCAGAGUGGAGCCGACACAUCAACCAGAGGCCUCAGGGAAGAAGCCCCCAUCCUAGGGGCAGCAGAGGACCUGCACACACCCCAGUGCAGCACAGAGGGAUAGAUUUUUACUUCUCUCGCAAGAAGGAUGUAUGA